AUGUCGCUUCUUUAUAAAGCACGUCCGCAUCUGCUAGAUGAUAAAGAGAGUUGGACCCACCAAAGCGUCUAUCUCGCAAGAAAAUCCCCCAACGAUCGUGGCUUUGAAUCCGGUAAAACUUACUAUUCUGACUUGGUGGAAGCAACGACUUUGCUUCAGGUGCCAGAUCAGAGCAACACCGAUACGCCUCAUGAUGACAUCUUCCAUAUGGCUGCACUUCUCAAACAAGCCGUUUCGACUGUCCUGUUGCAACACACCCUCAGUCUCCUGUUCAUCCAUCCUCAGCACGGUCACAAAUACAUCAUGAUUACAAGCAACUAG
Molecule: messenger RNA, 321 nt
Organism: Protopolystoma xenopodis
Lineage: Eukaryota; Metazoa; Platyhelminthes; Monogenea; Polystomatidea; Polystomatidae
Source: the annotation of a GenBank genome assembly